AUGGCGGAAAUUCCGGAGCCGAGUGGCCUCCCGUUCUUCGGAAAUAUUGGCUCCAUCGACCAGGAAUUCCCCCUGGGUUCCAUGGUCGCUCUGGCCGAUGGAUUAGGCGAGAUCUACCGUCUGCGCUUCCCCGGACGCUCGGUCGUGGUCGUCUCCACCCACGCCUUGGUUGAUGAGACCUGUGACGAGAAGCGGUUCAAAAAAUCCGUUAAUUCGGCGCUAUUGCAUAUUCGCGAUGGCGUGCACGAUGGAUUGUUUACCGCAAAAAUGGGCGAGGUCAAUUGGGAGGUUGCCCAUCGGGUCUUGAUGCCCGCGUUCGGCCCGCUGUCGAUUCGGGGAAUGUUCGACGAGAUGCACGAUGUCGCCAGCCAGCUGGCCCUGAAGUGGGCGCGAUAUGGGCCCGACGCCCCCAUCAUGGUCACGGAUGACUUCACCCGCUUGGCACUCGACACUCUCGCCCUCUGCUCAAUGGGGUACCGAUUCAACAGCUACUACUCCCCUACGCUGCAUCCGUUCAUCGAGGCCAUGGGGGACUUUCUGACCGAGGCCGGGGGAAAAUCGCGGCGGCCCCCGUUGCCGGGCGUCUUCUUCCGCGCCCGGGAGCAAAAAUUCCAGGAUGACAUUGCCGUGCUGCGCGAGACGGCCCAGGGAGUACUCACGGCGCGCAAGGCGGGCCAGAGUGAUCGCAAUGAUCUGCUGGCAGCCAUGCUGCGGGGGGUCGACGCGCAAACCGGCCAGAAGAUGACCGAUGAAAGCAUCAUGGAUAACUUGAUCACCUUCCUCAUCGCGGGCCACGAGACCACGUCUGGCCUGCUGUCCUUUGUGUUUUACCAGCUCUUGACCCACCCGGACACCUACCGCAAGGCCCAGCAGGAGGUCGAUGCGGUGGUGGGCCAGGGGGUAAUUGACGUAUCCCACCUGUCGAAGUUGCCCUAUAUUAAUGGGGUCCUCCGCGAGACCCUGCGACUCAAUGCCACCAUCCCGCUGUUCACCGUGGAGGCAUUCGAGGACACGCUCCUCGCGGGCAAAUAUCCGGUGCAGGCGGGGGAGACCAUCAUCAACCUCCUGGCCAAGUCGCAUUUGGAUCCGGCCAUCUACGGGGACGACGCGGGGUCCUUUCGCCCGGAACGCAUGCUAGACGAGUCAUUCAACGCGCGCCAAAAGACAUUUCCCAACGCCUGGAAACCGUUUGGGAACGGCAUGCGGGCCUGCAUUGGACGCCCGUUCGCCUGGCAGGAAGCCCUCCUGGUCAUGGCCAUGCUCCUCCAGAACUUCGAUUUCUCGCUGGAACCUGACUACCAGCUCCACAUCAAGCAGACCUUGACUAUCAAGCCGAAAGACAUGGUUAUGAGGGCGACCCUACGCCAUGGACUGACUCCAACCACUCUAGAACGCAGACUGGCGGGGCUGGCGGCCGAGGCGACACGGUCCCAGACCCCUGCCGGAUCGGCCACCGGCGCGCAGACCGGUAUCCCCUUGACCGUCUUGUACGGGUCCAAUAGUGGCACGUGUGACACCCUGGCCCGGCGCAUUGCCGUCGACGCCCCGUCGCGAGGCUUCCGAGUCGUUCAGUGUGAUAGCCUCGAUCGCGCCCGUGAUGCGCUCCCUCGGGGGGCGCCGGUCGUCAUCGUGACCCCCUCGUACGAAGGACAGCCCCCCGAUAAUGCCAAACAGUUCGUGUCUUGGCUGGAGGGUCUGAGCCAUCAUGAUCAACCGCUCAAGGACGUCUCCUACGCGGUCUUUGGCUGCGGAAACAAGGAAUGGGCGCAAACUUUCCACCGAAUCCCCAAGCUAGUGGACUCCACGCUUGAACAGCUGGGAGCCACCCGCCUGGCCGGCUUGGGACUCACUGAUGUCGCGUCCGACGAGUUGUUCUCCACCUUCGAAACAUGGGCGGAACACACACUGUGGCCGCAGCUGAUGGCGCGAUACACCGCGGGGACUAUCCCGCCGAGUGUGUCCGCGCGCCCGGAAGUAGGCGUCGAGGUGACGAUGUGCAAGUCGCGCACCCAAGUGUUACGCCAGGAUGUGGGUCAGGCCACCGUGGUCGACACUCAGGUCCUGACCAGUGAGGUGGAAACGGAGCGCCGGAAGAUCCAUCUCGAGGUCCGCCUGCCUGACGGACUCCACUACAGCGCGGGUGACUACCUCGCGAUUCUGCCUAUUAACCCUCUCGAAACCGUGCGCCGGGCUAUGCGACAGUUCAAACUGCCCUGGGACGCACAGGUCAAGAUCGCUGCCUCCAGUCUGACCACCGCCCUACCGACAGACCGUCCAAUGGCAGCCAGCGAUAUCCUGAGCUCCUACGUGGAGCUCUCCCAACCCGCUACGCGCAAGGAUCUCAAAACAAUGGCCGGUGCCACGACGGACGCCGACUCGAAGGUGGCUCUGGAGAGAUACGCGACUGAAAAUUAUGCCGACGACAUCCUCGCCAAGAGUGUCUCCGUCCUGGACAUACUGGAGCGAUAUCCAGCAAUCGAUCUGCCACUGGGAUCUUUCCUCCUCAUGCUACCGUCCAUGCGAUUGCGACAAUAUUCCAUCUCUUCGUCGCCCCUCUGGAACCCCAACCACGCUACCAUCACGCUGUCGAUCCUCGACGCGCCCUCUCGCUCCAGUCAAGGGGGACACCGCCACCUUGGUGUGGCCUCCUCCUACCUCGAUUCUCUUCGUCCCGGCGACAUCGUACAAGUCACGACCCGCCAAUCUGGCGGGGGCUUCAGCAUGCCCGACGAACCCGACCGAACCCCGAUGAUCUGUAUCGCGGCCGGCACCGGCCUUGCGCCCUUCCGUGGCUUCCUCCAGGAGCGAGCCGCCCUGUUGCAUCAGUCGAAGACGCUCGCCCCUGCGCUCCUCUUCUUCGGGUGUCGCGCCCCGGGACACGAUGAUCUGUACCGUGCGCAGCUCGAGGAGUGGCAGCGACAGGGUGUGGUGGAUGUACGAUGGGCGUUUAGCCGGGCGGCGGACAAGAGUGAAGGCUGUGCGCAUGUCAACGAUCGCAUCUGGCACGACCGUAAAGACGUAGUGGAGCUCUGGCGCAACGGUGCGAAAGUGUUUGUAUGCGGGUCGAGGGGGGUGGCCGAUUCCGCCAAGGGAGCGAUCCUCCAGAUUUUCCGCGAGGAGACGACGAGUCGUGAGGGAGAUGAGAGCCCACUGGAGGGGCUAAAUGACGAUCGGGCGGAACAGUGGUUCCAGUCGCAGAGAAAUGUUCGAUAUGUCACAGAUGUAUUCGAUUAG
This is a messenger RNA of Aspergillus candidus, 3234 nucleotides long. RefSeq names its product bifunctional cytochrome P450/NADPH--P450 reductase. Gene Ontology annotation, cellular component: cytosol. The record is from RefSeq and is a predicted model, not a curated record. Gene Ontology annotation, molecular function: FMN binding; aromatase activity; iron ion binding. The coding region runs from base 1 to 3234 and encodes 1077 amino acids. Lineage: Eukaryota; Fungi; Ascomycota; Eurotiomycetes; Eurotiales; Aspergillaceae. The transcript has 6 exons.